AUGACCCGACCACACCCGCCAAAGAAGAAAGUUCACGGCAGGCCUGCCACGCCUGCAGCUCGCCGCCUGCAGCAGGCGCCUCCGCCGUUUGAAAAAAAGAAGAAAAAAGUGGGAGGUCCGAAGGCAAGUCCCGCCUCCUUCACGGACACGCGCGUGACUGCAAAGAGCAAUUUUCUCCUCGCUCGUCAGCGACGACAAGAAGCACAGGAAAAGGAAGAGAGACACAUCUCGGCAAAGAAAAAAGGCCUCUUCGUUUCGCUCAGCCCCCAAGAGGCUGCCAAAGACCUCGAAGAAGCUCUGCAAAAGAUUCGCCAUCCAACGCCUCGAAUUCGUGUGACAGGACUGGUGCAUCUCUCGUCCUCACUUUCUCGUCUCCUUUCCGCCUCGCUUUCCCCUCAAAAAGGAAGUUCCUUUCAGUCGUUUUCUCUUCUGCUUAACCCGCUGCUCCCCGCACUGCUUCCCGCUCUAUUAGGCAGCGGCUUAUCCGAACGCGAUCCGGCAGCUCGCACAGCCGUCCGAGCAGCGUGGGCGAGUCUCCUGUCUCUCGUGUCUCCGAUUCGGGCACGCGGGCGGCGAAGUCUUCGGAGCGCCGGAGGCGCGACCGUGGUCGGUGGCGAGACGGGCCACGAGGCCGCGGCAGAAGAGGAGACAGCAGAAGCGGGGCACCAUGGAGAUGCGCAGAUUCUCUGCGCCCAUAGGAAGAACAUCUCUGUGUUCCUGCAGAAUGGAUUGACAGCGUUGGAGCCUGAGACGCGCCUCGACUCGUUGAGGUUGAUUGACGCGGCGCGGCGUCUGUCUCCUUCGCUUCUCGUUGGGGAAGAAGAGCUACCCUUCAGCAUCAUCAAUGUGCUCACGGCCGGGGCGGCGACGCUGCCUGCGUUCACCUCUCUCGCUCUCCCUCUACUUCUCCAUCUGCUCCCUGCUCAUCUUCCUUCGCUUCCUCUCGCAUCCACGUUCUCGCCUUUGCGCGUUUCGAGGGCGACACGGGCGAAGGCCUCGGUUGCCCCAAAGGCCGAGAUCUGGGCCGCGCUGACUCCGCCGGAGCAGGCUCGGGUCCAGCAGCUUUCCGCCCUCUUCACCAAAACAUGCAAACUCUGGCUACAACUCACCGAGGACUUAAAAAUGACCUGUCGCGCCAGCCCGUCGACUGUCUCGCUCGCCUCGCGCCACGCUGGAGGGCGAGGCUCCGCAGACGUGGACGGCAAGCGCCGUCGCCAGAAGACUGGGAAAGACGACCUGUCCGAGCUUCUUCUCCAGAUGUUCAACUGCCUCCGUCUUCUGUAUCUUCUUCUUCUCGGCGCCCCACAGCUUCUCCCUGACGAGUGCGUUUCGCGUCUGGUGGAAACGGAGGAUGCGGCGAAAAGCGGAGAGCGAGACGCACUUGAAUUGCUAGCGAGCGCCUGCGACUUCCCAGGAAAAGCUCACGCGCUACCCCUCUCCUGCGUCGCCGCUUCUCGCGGCUACGGCGCCGCCGCCGGGGCAGAACGAAACUGUCUCCUUGUUGUUCUUCUUCUGCGUCUCUCGGAAAGUGCCCGUUUAAAGCCGCAGGAUGGAGGCUCCACCGGCAAAGGAAAGCCUUCGCAUAACCAAUCGGGCGAUUCGUUCUUCUUCUUCGUGAAGCACGUCCUGUCUUCUCUUUCGUUCCUGCUCUCCUUCUCGCUUCCCGCGGAAACGCCUCGCGCCUCUUCCUCGUCUCGCUCUGCGCUCCUUCUCGCCCUGCGCCUCGGCCUCGCGUCUCUGACUUUCCGGCUGGCGUCGUUUCCCCUGUCUCCGCUCCUCGCCGCGUCGGGAAGCGGCGCAUGGCCUUCGCACCUUCCUCGCUGCGGGGCCUCAGACGGUCUCGAUGCCUCGCUCGGGACGGGGAAGAAGCGCGGUCGCGACGCAGACCCAGGUAACGUCGGCGGAGGUGACCGGUUUUCCGUUUUGCUUCCUCCUGCGUUUACGUCGCUCUUUCUCUCUUGCUACGUGACUGCGUCUCUUUUUCUCCUGCAUUCCGCGCGGCAGAUGCGCAGCGCCGUCGCUGAUGUGCAGGCGGAACUGCGGGGCGCGGGGCACCGCGCGAAGAGCGCUCACAAGAAGCUUGCAAAGGAGAACAUUUUUCUCCUGAUUCCCCGCAUGGAAACCCUUUCUUCGCCUCCGCCUUCCUGUGUCGCCGUCUCUUCGACAGCCAGCAGCCUCCGCCUGCAAGACACGUCCGCUUCGCCUUGGGGGCGGAUGCGCGGCGCCUGCGAGUCGGUUCGUUUUCCCGCGCGUGUCGCCUUCUCGCUCUCGCGAAGAACAGUUUUUCUAACGGACUUGGUCCUUCAGGCGUGCACGGCUUUCUUCGCCCCGCUGACCCCCGGGUCGCAGGCUGCAGUCGACCGCUUCGCGCGCCUCGCCGAGGGCGAAGCUUCGCGGCGAAUCGCCGUCUCCUCGUCAUCUCCCACCUUCUUCUCGCUCAUUCUCUCGGCGCUCUUUCCUUCCCUCGCAGCGGCCAGCGAGGAGGCUCUUGCGGGGUAUUUCGACGCCCACUCGGACUCCGUGAAAAAGAAAACACUCUUCAAUCCUUCGCUCGUCCACAACUUCCUGGAAGAGCUCCGGCGCUCCGCCUUCCUCGAUGAACUCCUGAGGAACGAACGCGAAGAAGAUGGAGAGGGAGAAGAAGAGAGAGACGAGGGAGAGACGCAGGAGAAGAGAAGGGAGGGGAAGAGCGAAAGCUUGGAUGAGGAACCGACACGCGGGGACACGGCCUCUCUGGUGAAGGAUGUCCUCGACAGACUUGCUGUCCUCGAACAAACGGUAACAAAGAAUCGUUCUCGCGACGACUCGGCGCUUUCUGCUUCCUCGGCGCUUUCUGCUGCGUUCGUCGCUUCGCGGAACACCGGACAGACUGACCCGCGUCGGAGGCAGUUCGCCGCGCUCGCCGAGCUGAAGAAGGAAAGAGCCGAGCCCACACAGGCGCAGCGUUCGAACGAGAUGGAAAAUCACUCACCGCGGGAACAGAGCCGCGCUGCCUCAGCAUGCGUCCUCGGAAUCCAGGCUAUCCUCGUUGAAUCCGUCUCCCUUCUUCUCUCUCUCCCUCUCGUCUCGCCGUACCAGGACACAGUCUCCAAAGGAAUAAGACGCAAGCAGGCAGUAGAAGGAGAGAAGGAAGAUGAAGAGGAAGAAGAAGAUGAAGAAGAAGAGGGAGAACAAGAUGAAGAGGAAGAAGAAGAUGAAGAAGAAGAUGAAGAGGAAGAGGGAGAUGGAGAGGAGGAAGAGGAAGAUGGAGAGGAGGAAGAGGAAGAUGGAGAGGAGGAAGAGGAAGAUGGAGAGGAGGAAGAGGGAGAUGGAGUGGAGGAAGAGGGAGAUCUCUCGUCUGUUUCUCGUUCGGAGAAGGACGGAGCAACGGAAGUGGCAAACGACGAGGCAGAAGGUAAACGGGCUCCACGAAGGGGAGAGAUGACGAAUGGAGAUGCACGCUGCAGGCCUUCACUUAGCGGAACCAACUCCGCAGAAGACGCUUCUUCUGGAGCGUGUGCGACUUCCGUUCCGCCGGGUGCGCAGCGCGCCUUUCCUGCGUCGGCAGAGAGAGUUACCGAAGACGGCAUCACUCAACUUUCUGUGACGCUUCUGCCUCUGGCGUUUCUCCUCUUGGGCGCUCCGCCGACGGCGGUCGCUGCGACUUUGCCAUCUUUCCUGUCUCCGCUGUAUCGCGCGUUUUUCGCCGUUCUCGAAGACCCGCCCUUCACGACGUCUGGGCACGCGUGCCUUGCCCAGGGCCUCUCCAGCUGCGACGCCACAGGCGACGGCCAACAUGCGCAGGCGAAGAAAAGACAGAAAAGGCAGACGCCGAGAGGGACAGGAGGCACACGCGAGGAACCGGGGGAGACGUUGCCCCACACGACAGCGAACAGGAGCGGUGCACUGGAAGAAGAGAAGGCGAAUGGCCUCGUGAGAAAAGUGAAGAGCGACUCACGCGGAAACCCCAGAAAUCUCGCGUGGGGAAGUCUCGUGGGGCAGAUGUACGUCAAACUGUGUUUGACAGUCGCUGAUCUCGUUGAGAACGAAGCUGAAGGUGAACGAGGAGAGAAAGAAGAACGCAAAGACCGAGAAGAAAGCGUCGAAGAGGAGAGGAAAGGGAGAGAAUCCGAGACAGAGGGAAGGCAAGCACACGUCGACGCCGCAUGCGUUCACCAGACUGUGGAGAUGGCAAACUGGAUCGCGCAUGUCAUGCGCCACGUUGCUCUCCGUCGAGCAGAUCACUUCCUCCCUCGUCUUCUUCGCACGGUGGUGAUGCCUUCCCCCUCCGCGUCGCUGCGUCUUCCAUCUUCCUGGCCUUCUCCGUCGUCCCUUCUGUCUCCUGGAAGCUCUGCCCCGCAGAACCUCAUCUGUCCCCAUGGUAGUACAUAUCCGAGGAAGGCAGUGGCUAUAGUAAGUAGAUAUAAAGAGGGCGACUGUCCGCGCGCCGACUCGUCUCUUCUCCUUUCGCGCGCUUCUCGGCGCGAAGCCGAAGCUUGCCAAGGCCUUCUCGAGGUUCUUCUUCGCAGCCUGGGGCCCAGCAGUUCGAGCCUCGCCCUGUGCGCAGCCCCCGAAACAGAGCGGGAGAACGCGCAGAAAACGCUCGCAUCCCAAUCGCUCGAGAAAGUGCUCCUCUCGCUUCUGUGUAGCGCCACGAAGCCGUUCGCGUCUGGCGACUCUCAGGAAGACGUGGGAAGCCCCGCGACCGCAGCUGUCAGGCCAGCGAGCGACGGCGGCCGAGACGAGCGGAUGCAAACGAGAAGAGAGCUCGACAGAGAGGAGGAGGGAGGCGAAGACCCCAAUGAAGAGAUGUCCUGCGCCGACAAGCGGACGGAGGCAGUUUCUGUCUCUCCCGCACAAACGACGCCGCCUCGCGAUGAAGCGGGUUCUUCCUCUUCCUCGCCUUCGGGUGCUUCGUGUCCCUCCCUGCGCUUCUUCCUUCCCGCACAUCUGCCGUCGCUCUUGCGCGUCGCAGCCAAGGUGUCGACGGACAUUCAAAGAGAAGCUUUCCUUCGGUUCCCGUCUCUCGUGCGCGCGCAGCACGCGGCAGCGGCCAGGCAGCGAGAGGCGCGUGUGGAGCGAAACCUGGCGGGGACCGAGGCGCGCCGCGAACCGUGCACGCAGGCGCCAGGGGAGGGAUGUUGCCCGCGAUGCGCAAUCCUCGACUCCAGCUUUCUGCCAAUCGUCGAAUCGGUUCUCAAGUUCUCCACCGCGCCGCAGCCCCAUCCAGCCUCUGCUGCAGCUGCUGUCUCUUCUCUCUCCGCUUCUUCGCUCUCUGUUUCGCCGGAGGCAAGUGAUAGUCACAGCGUUACGGCGUUCGUGGCUGCUUUUGGCCGUUUGCAUGCAGUCGCGGCGACGCUGUUCUUUCUCCGCGAGUGUCUGGCUGAGAUCGGUCCCUCGUUUCUGUUUCUCGAAGCGCCCCACAGCGUGCAGAGCUCAGCCACGCCGCGCUUUGUGUUCUGCUCGCCUGCGUCCGCUUGGCGCUCCCUGCCUUCUGCCGAGGCCGUCGCCCACGCUGAGUCACAGGGCCCACUGCAGUGUCCGUACACUCCGGGUCAUGCCGCUUGCCCUCCAAAGACGGAUUACUAUCUGUCGCAAAAAUGCAGAGGUUUGGUCGGUUCCCUGGCAGGUAGAGUCGAGGCGGGAGGGGAAGAGACAACUUCCGAAACGCCAACCUUCACAGAGUGGCUAGCGUCGCAUCCGCGUCUCUCCCCGGUCGCGUCGGGACUUCGCCUGCUUCUUCUCUUUCUUCGAAACCCCCUUCUCGUCGCCCUCGCGUCGCCCCUGGCUUCGGAUGCUUCAUCUCCCUCUUCUUCGCUGCCAGCUGCUGCGCGAGGAGCCGAGCGGGUGCGUCGCCUGCUGGGCACCAUGUACAAUCUCAGUGCGUCGGGCCCCUGGGGAUUUGUCGAAGGGGUGGGAGCAGGGAGAGAAGACGAGGAAAGCAGAGAGGAAACGAGGUCCGCUGCGGGAGACGAAGCGGACGAUCUUUCUCUGAAUGCGGUGCUGAGCGCCCGGUUGAGGAAAGCGACAGUGGAAGAAGAGAUACAGGACGGAAAAACCUGCAUUUCCGAUUCGGAUAGCCGCGAUGCAACUGCCCUCCUCGGGUUGCUCGUCGACACCGUAGGCGCAGUUGCCUGUCUGUGUCCUUGCAUGCCUGCAUGCGAGAGAGCGGGGUCACAGGAAGGGAAGGAAGACGGAGACGGCGAGUCGCUCACGUUUUUCACGCGCUUCUUCAGGUUCUUCGUCUUCCUCUUAAGGACGUUCGACAUACUGCUUCGAGAGCAAAUUGAGGGCUUUUCAGCUGCGUGCGAAACGCAAGAAAGAGGCGCCCGAGAGACCGAGACGCACAGAAGCCAAGAAGGCGGAGAACACAGGAAGAACGGCCACGGAGAAGAAACCCACGCCCCCGGAAAAUCUAACGGCGAGCGAGGUGAACGUCGACAAACCAGAGAGCAUGGGAAAGACGGCAGGGAACGAGAGGAUGCAAAAACGCGUGCUGCCCUUGCCUUGCUCGAUUCGUUUCUUCUGCAAGAGAAGCGGAAGGUAGACAGCAGAGAGGGAAGCAAGGGAGAAGGCCAGUCGGCGAAAGAGGAGUCGGCUUUUGCAUCUGCGACCAAACGGACAAAAGGGGCUCUGGAGAGAGAAAAACAAACUGAGACAGAGCGACGAGACGGCGUCGAGGCGGACGAGGCAGUACCAGAGCGAAGCGAGCGUCUUGAAGUUCUUUUGACGUGUCUGGCGAUCACCCUUGGGCUCCACGACCGCGUCCGCACGCGACUGGCAGAGACACACUUUGGGGCGAGACGAGCGGACCGCAUGCAUUGGCUGGGCGUGUAUCGGAAGGCGAAGGCCGAGGAGCGAUGGAGAAAAAGAGAAGCGGAGAUCCCGCUCUGGCGUCGCAUUCUCGCGGAGCGAGACUUCGCCCCAUGGGAGCGCGACCGGGGAGAGGCCAGCGAAGGGAGAAGGCUCGGCGUAGGACAGCCGCAUUCCGCGUUCUUGCCGCCUCCUAUUCGGAGCGAGGAGCGCGGGGCGAGCAGCGAUGCGGCACAGGGAAGAGAGGAAUCCGCGUUGCUUUCGGAGGAGGAAGAAGACGAGGCGCUAGACGCACUGGAGAGAAGAGAGCGAGAGAACGAAGAACGCGAGUGGAACGUGAUUCUCUGCAGAGAUGAAAGUGGAGGUCAAGUCGUCAGAGAGAUCUGCAAUGGUUUGCUUCAAGUCACGCUGCCGCGUGCUGCGAAAAUCCUGAGUCGAACCGAAAGUGAGAACGCGAAUGCGCGCGUUCUACGUUUCAUCAGCCGACACUUGGCGAGUCUCUGUAGCCCUCCUAUGCUGGCGUAG
Molecule: messenger RNA, 7317 nt
Organism: Neospora caninum
Lineage: Eukaryota; Apicomplexa; Conoidasida; Eucoccidiorida; Sarcocystidae
Exons: 9
Coding region: 1-7317 (2438 amino acids)
Source: RefSeq, a predicted model, not a curated record